AUGUCCGCAUCGAUUCCCCCCAAUUACGUCGCCACGCCCCUCGCCAGUACCACGCCGGUCGUCGCCACUGGCGCGCCUGUCGCUACGGUCGCAACUGGCACGCCUGUCGCCAAUCCUGUCGCCAAUCCCGUCGCCAAUGUCCCCAUCCCGUCGCCCACGCCAACCGUCGGGCCGACGGAGCCGUACGUGGUGGUGGGGCUUCAGUACUGCCUCCCGCGUUCUACUGCCUGCCGGCCUUCUCGCCUGCCGGUGGCGGGACGGCCCAGGGCGAGGCGGUCUACUCACAGACGAGCAAGGCCUUCUCCCUGCUUUCCCCCCUCCUCUCCCCCCCCACAUUCGCGCAGGGCGUUCUCGUGGCGCAACCGCAAGACAAUCUUCAACGCCCAGGACGAGCCGGUGUGCUCGCUGACCAGCAAGGCCUUGUCGCUGCACGACGAGACCUACCUGUGCCCGGGCGCCAGCGUGGAUAAACGUGACGCCCUGCUCACUGCCCGAAGCAAGUUCUUCUCCUGGACUCCCAUCCUCAAUAUCUUUCUGAAAGGGAAUUCAGUUGACAACAAGCCAGACAUCGUUCUCAAAGGCGAUUUUUUUCAGCACGAGUUCACUAUCACCUCGAGCAGCGGGCUUCUGUUGGCACAGGUGGAGAGGGAUAUCUGGUCCGUGAGGGAUUUUCUGAGCACGCACACGUAUGCUGUGCGCAUCAAGCCAAACCAACAGCAGCAGCUGCCAUGUAAAGACCCCACAUGCUCCUGCCGCAAGGCAAAUAGCACCGACGUCUCCCCCACCCCGCCGCUGCUCACGUGCGCGCUAGUCUGCCGCCGCUGGCUGCGCCUCUCUGAGAGUCUCCCGCGCGCCAUCACUGUUUCCCCGGGCCUGCUAUUACACCCCCGCUCCCUCCUGCGUACGCUCUCCGCCUUCCCCCACCUGCGCUCCCUCACGCUACACGGGGACUCUUGCCGAAGCAUCAGCAGCAGCAGCAGAGGGACCGUCAGUGAUUGGCUCAUCGCUCGCCUGGCAGCGCUGCUGCAGCUGACGUCACUGUCGCUCGUUGGCGUUGCGGCAAUCCCGAGGCUCUCCCCCUUGGCGCCCUCCCUACUGUGCUUGGAAAUCCGUGGCGCAGGGGAGGGGGUGACGUGUCUCCCUGGAAAAUCUCUUGGGCAGCUGACGUGUCUGCAGGAGCUGGUUUUGAGGGACUGCUUGGCGCUGCGGCAGCUUCCAGAGUCGCUUGCCCUGCUGCCGUCCCUGCAGCGCAUUCGUGUAGAAAGAUGCUAUUCGGUGACGCUCGAUGCUUGGAGAACGCCCAGGGACGGCUGUGGGCUGGCAGCUGUGCGUUUUCAGGGGGAGGAUGGGGAACGUGGCGUGGGGGAAGGGCGAAGGAAGGGCAUUGAAUCUGACGAUGCUCAUAACGUGGUUGUUUCCAUGGUGUCGGGGGGUGAGAGUGAAGGGGGGGAUGUGGGGGCAAGCUAUGGGCAGCAACUGCCGCCUCAGUGGAGAAGGCGACAGCGGCGCCGACGUAAGAAGCUCCACCGCUGCCAAGAGAAGCAGCAGCAGCAGCAGCAGCAGCAGCCGUCACAGGUUGACAGUCAGAGUAAGCAGGGUGGUGGUGUCCCCACUGUCACGGCAGCAGUACAGCCGCGGCACCCCCUCUUCUCUUCCAAACUGCAACACCUCGAGCUUGCUGACGUGUCAGCCCUUCAGCACCUGCCACGUGGCAUCCUCCAGCACCACUCGCUCACGCGCCUCGUGCUGGACGGCUACUCAGGCUCCUCCUUUUCGGCUGGUUGCAGCAGUGCCUCCGAGUCAACCGAGUCAACCAGGUCAAUGCUCGAACCUCCCAUUCGCAUGCCCAGCCUGCAACAUCUGGUGCUGCGCAACCUUCCAAAACUUUCCCACCUGCCCGAAUGCCUUUCCCUGCCCGCCGCCUGCCCGUCCCUCACCAUCCUUUCCAUUGAGAACUGCCCGCGCUUCUCUUCCCUCCUCACUCCUCCUCCCAGCCUGCACACCUUAAAGCUUAACAAUCUUCCCAACCUGACUGUCAUCUGCGAUCCACUGCGUACUCACUGCCCAUCGCUCUCUGUACUCGUUAUAGAGCGAUGCGCCAACCUCCAUACCGUGCCGUGCUUCCCGUCGCGCAGCCUGUCCCACAUGGAGAUUCGCGACCUCCCAAACCUCACAGCGCUCACAGGCCCUUCCUCACUCCUCAACCCCUCCUCCUCCUCCUCCUCCUCCUCCUCCUCCUCCUCCUCCUCCUCCUCCUCCUCCUCCUCCUCCUCCUCCUCCUCCUCCUCCUCCUCCUCCUCCCCUCGCCUCUCCAUCCUUGCGAUUGACAACUGCCCUCUCCUUGCUACAAUCGCUAUAAAUGCUAUAAAUGUCCCUUUCGCCUUCAGAUUUCCAAGCCUGAGGGAGCUAUGGCUGCACGACCUUCCUCUGCUGCACGAGCUACCGCCCUCCUUCUCCUGCCUCUCCUCCCUGCACCGUCUGGUCAUCACGCGCUGCCAUGGGCUCAACUCGCUCCCUGACUGCCUGCCGGAGCUCCCCUUGCUGCGCGAUCUCGCCCUCGUAGUAAACCACAAUCUAACUAUCCCGAUAGAUUUCCUGCCGCAGCUGCACUCGGUGCGUCGCCUGGUGGUGCACCGGGGGCGUGAGAACAAGAACAAGUCCAUCAUCGCACAUCACGGGAGGGUGAGGCCACAGUUUGUGCUGCCCCCGCGGGUGCAAGAGCUUCACACAGAUGACUUUGGCAGUGAGGUGUUGCGCUUGCGUGAGCUGGAGAGACUGGAGCCAGAGAGCCUGACCAACUGGAACGCUUGCUCAGGGCUUAUGUGCAGGAGGAGGAGCAUUGGGAGAAUCUCACGUCGCUGCAGCGGGUUGAGAGGUGCGCGUGCUGCCCCAUAUCUGUACCUAGGGAGUGGCAGCGUCUUGUGUGUGUGGUAG
Closterium sp. NIES-65 is the source of this 2934-nucleotide messenger RNA. Lineage: Eukaryota; Viridiplantae; Streptophyta; Zygnematophyceae; Desmidiales; Closteriaceae. The record is from the annotation of a GenBank genome assembly.